AUGGCGCUUCCGCCCGUCCUGCCACACGGCGCGCGGCCCGCGGCCCUGCGCCGCUACUACCCGCAGCUGUCGGGGCGCGCGACUGGCGAUAAGGUGCACGUGGUGCAGGUUGGGAGCAUGAACGGGUCGCUGGCGUUUUAUCCCGAGAACCUGCAGGCCGAGGUGGGCGACUACGUGCAGUUCCAGUUCAACCCGAAGAACCACUCAGUAGUGCAGUCGACGUUCUCGGCCCCCUGCGUGCCUAUGAAAAACGUCAUGCCCAACGCCACCAACGCCUUCUACUCUGGCUUCAUGCCCGCGACGGCCGCGGCCGCCAACAGCUCCAAACUCACCUACACGGUCAAGGUCAUGGACAAGAACCCCAUGUGGUACUACUGCAGCCAGGGCAUGCACUGCCAGGCCGGCAUGGUCGGCGCCAUCAACGCACCCACCUCCGGCGACAAGACCCUCCAAGCAUACAAGCAGCUCGCCGGCGCCGCGCCGCAGAACAUGUCGCCCGGCGACAUCGCGACGGCGACGGACCCGGGCGCGACGCCCGCUGCUGUCGGCGCGGCGGGAGCUUCCACGCCCGGCGCCUCGACGCCCAACGCCGCGGCGCUGGGGACCCCCGGCGCGGGCGGCGCAAACGCCCCUGCUGCUGCGGGUGGGGCGGCGGGGUUGGUCAACCCUUUUGCUGUGGGGGUUUGGCAGACUGUGUGCGCUGUUGGGGCGCUGGCCGUGGGGGUCGUGGUUGCGUUGUAG
This is a messenger RNA of Aplosporella prunicola CBS 121167, 741 nucleotides long. RefSeq lists its product as uncharacterized. The coding region runs from base 1 to 741 and encodes 246 amino acids. The transcript has 3 exons. The record is from RefSeq and is a predicted model, not a curated record. Lineage: Eukaryota; Fungi; Ascomycota; Dothideomycetes; Botryosphaeriales; Aplosporellaceae. Gene Ontology annotation, molecular function: electron transfer activity; copper ion binding.